CGGAAUUGAUUUUAUUCAUUUGAUGACGUCCGGCCAGUUUUCGGACUUGAAGUUGACAUGUCAAGGCAAAGAGUUCAAAAUUCACAAGCUGGUCGCGUGUUCACAAUCGUCCGUCAUUGCCACGGCCCUCAAGGGUGACUUCAAGGAAGCCCAGUCCAGUGUCAUCAACAUCGAGCUCUUCGACGCAGAAACAGUGAGACGCAUGGUAGAGUAUCUCUACACGGGAGAUUAUGACCAGUUUAAAGAAGCCAGCAACGUUGCUGCCGCUACCAGUGCUGCAACGCCCAGUCCUCCCAACACUGUGCAGAGCCAAGGCAGCCCAGCCCCAGCAAACACGGCCCCAGCAAACACAGCCCCAGCAACGCCUGCUCUAGUUGCCAAAGGCACGCUGCAUCAUGUACAAGUAAACGCAAUUGCGGAUUACUACGGCAUUCAGGGCCUUGGCCUGCUGGCUAAUCAAAAGAUUCAACAAGCCUAUGCGGUCAAGUGGGAUCCAAAGUCCUUUAUUGCCUCGGCGAAGGCCGCCAUCAGCGUCAGUGGCGACAAGUCGCUGCACGGCGUGAUGGCUCUCCUCACUGCCCAAAACUUGAAAGAGUUGCUCAAGUCUGGCGAGUUGGCUAGUUUGGUAGGUGAAUUUGCUGCUUCGGUUCUGCAUUUUCACGCCCAUUUGCUCGACGCGGCACGACAAGAGCAGGGCCAAGCCGGGGUGCAGCAGCAAAGCGAUCUUCAAGCCAGAUGCCAGUCCGAAGAAGCAAGAGCUACCCGCAUCAUUGAGAAUAUUGGCAGGCUUGUCAGCGUAUUGUGCGAGCGGGAGUAUUGUCGAAAUGGUGCUUGCCAAAGGGAAUUUGGAAGCUAUAUCGAGGUAAUUGGGGACCCUGCUGAGCCGACAUAUGUCCUUCGAUGCUCUACAUGUCUAUGUCGGCAUUCGUAGGUGCCCUUCCAAUAGGACUUGCAUGAAUGGGGGGUGGAGACAUAUGUUGGACCAGGAUAUGGAGACAUUUGUGAAUGCGAUAGUGCAUACGUCUUUGAUGACAUGCUUACCCGCCGGCGCUAGAGUCGAAUCACAUUUAAUACUGUUAGGCAGCUGGCG
This is a messenger RNA of Trichoderma asperellum CBS 433.97, 1090 nucleotides long. RefSeq lists its product as uncharacterized. Lineage: Eukaryota; Fungi; Ascomycota; Sordariomycetes; Hypocreales; Hypocreaceae. The record is from RefSeq and is a predicted model, not a curated record. Gene Ontology annotation, molecular function: protein binding.